CUCAAGCCCGUAACAGAAAUAACGACGAGCCACAGGGGAAGAGAUCCAGGGCAAUAACGUAAGUCACAACAACCGUUUGGUGGCAACUCGCAACAUUAAAAUCUCAGCCAGUCAACACCUUACACCUCCAUCUCUUCGCUUCUCGUAGGGAAAGAGAGAGACAGCUUUGUCUGAAAGCCGCAAGCAAAUGACGGUGAUUGCAACCCUUCCCCUGACCUCCGCCACCCAAUUCAAUCCAUUCACAUUCAGUUAGGGUUUCGGUUCGUCGAAUUCAUUAAUUUCCUGUUUUUCCUGUUUCCCUUUUUAUGUUUUGACCUCAGAGAGACUAUGCGACUUUGAGUGUGCUUCACUUCUUGUGAUUCAACAGAAGAAAUAUUAAGAUCGUUUUACUUUCUUGUUAUUUCCUUGUUUCAUUUUUUCGGCAUCCAAACAGUGGGUUAUGGUUGUUGUUUCUCGGAGAAUCGCAAUCUUUGGAGAUAAUUGAACAGAUGGCAUCUGCUCAAGGAUUGGCGUCGUCAACCGAACUGGGGAUUUUGUUCCGUCCUUCCAUUUUAUUUCCAACCGGAUAUCGGCUAUCUGAUCUUCAAUUGUGUAAUAACCUAUCUUUGAAACGUUGUUAUAGGUUUUCUGCUGCAAUUUGCUGCCAGCAAAACCCUUGUAUUGCUAAGCCCAGCUGUAGGGUUAGGGAAUUUAGGUUGUUUAAGGCGGUGGAGUUGGACCAGUAUAUAACAAGCGAUGAUGAAGGAGAGGAGAUGAGUGAAGGGUUUUUUGAGGCGAUUGAGGAAUUAGAGCGAAUGACAAGGGAGCCAGGAGAUAUUCUUGAGGAAAUGAAUGAUCGACUCUCUGCGAGGGAGUUGCAGUUGGUGUUAGUGUAUUUUUCUCAAGAAGGGAGGGACUCAUGGUGUGCACUCGAGGUGUUUGAGUGGUUGAAGAAGGAGAACCGGGUUGACAAGGAGACCAUGGAGCUUAUGGUUUCUAUAAUGUGCAGCUGGGUUAAGAACCUGAUAGGAGGGAAACAUGAUGCUAGUGAUGUUGUUGAUCUUCUUGUGGACAUGGAUUGUGUGGGUUUGAAGCCUAGUUUUAGUAUGAUGGAGAAGGUAAUAUCUUUGUACUGGGAGAUGGGGAAGAAGGAGGAAGCAGUUUUAUUUGUGAAGGAUGUUCUGAGGAGAGGCAUAACCUGUUCAGAGGAUGAUGGUGAAGGACGGAAAGGUGGCCCAACUGGCUAUCUUGCCUGGAAGAUGAUGGUUGACGGUGAUUAUAGGGGUGCAGUCAAGUUGGUGAUCCAUCUCAGAGAUUCUGGGCUAAACCCAGAAAUCUACAGUUACCUCAUUGCUAUGACAGCUGUGGUGAAAGAGCUUAAUGAAUUUGGAAAAGCUUUGCGCAAGUUUAAAGAUUUUGUUAGGUCUGAUUCCAUAGCUGAACUUGAUGCGGAAAAUAUGGCUCUUAUUGAGAAGUAUCAAUCAGAUCUUUUAGCUGAUGGGUUAUGUUUGUCUGCUUGGGUGCUUCAAGAUGGUAGCUCUUCACUAAAAGGGAUUGUUCAUGAGAGACUUCUUGCUAUGUAUAUUUGUGCUGGUCGUGGACUUGAAGCUGAAGGACAGUUGUGGAAAAUGAAGCUUGCGGGAAAGGAGGCUGAUACUGAUCUAUAUGACAUCGUCCUAGCUAUCUGUGCUUCACGGAAGGAGCCCAAAUCCAUUUCACGACUACUUGCUAGAGCUGAGGUUACAAGCUUGAUGUGUAAGAAAAAAACUUUAACAUGGUUGGUCAGAGGUUACAUUAAAGGAGGACAUUUUGAUGAAGCUGCAGAAGCACUGAUCAAGAUGCUUGAUUUGGGCUUACGUCCAGAGUAUUUAGACAGGGCAGCGGUACUGCAGGGACUAGUAAGAAGGAUCCAACAAUCAGGCAAUGUAGAUCCUUAUCUCAAGCUUUGCAAGCACCUUAGUGAUGCAAAUUUGAUUGGACCGUGUCUUGUCUAUCUGUAUAUAAAGAGAUACAGGCUCUGGAUCAUGAGAAAGCUUUGAGACACUUCACUGGACCAGUUGUAACAUUCUCGAAGCUGGGGUUUAACCAACAGUACAGUUUGGUGGCAAUGAUUCUGUGCCACAAAUAUAUGAAAUUUUGUAUAAAUUGUCUAAAUUUGGUCGAC
Tripterygium wilfordii is the source of this 2143-nucleotide messenger RNA. Its product is annotated as pentatricopeptide repeat-containing protein At2g30100, chloroplastic-like. The transcript is spliced from 2 exons. Bases 489 to 2018 code for a protein of 509 amino acids. Gene Ontology annotation, molecular function: protein binding. Lineage: Eukaryota; Viridiplantae; Streptophyta; Magnoliopsida; Celastrales; Celastraceae. The record is from RefSeq and is a predicted model, not a curated record.